This is a messenger RNA of Octopus bimaculoides (California two-spot octopus), 2588 nucleotides long. Its product is annotated as ras-related protein Rab-5A-like. Gene Ontology annotation, molecular function: GTPase activity; GTP binding. NCBI's taxonomy places the organism in Eukaryota, Metazoa, Mollusca, Cephalopoda, Octopoda, Octopodidae. The record is from RefSeq and is a predicted model, not a curated record.
GGACCCCUUUGAUUCCUUUUUCACUCGGCUGGACCCCAUAGCCAUUCGAUGGUUUAAAAAAAUCUUAUAUUUUUAUUAUGAAAUAUUAUUAAUAAUUGUAUGAAAAAAGUUAUCAGAAUAUUUUGUGCGUUAGACAAGUAUAAACAAUUCAUUGCAGAUAAAUUUUAACAGUAAAAUCUUAUAUGGACCCCCAAGGGUCAUAAGGACCCCGGUUGAGAACCACUAGAGGCACGUAAUACGCAUACGCGCACCUACUAACACUAAGGCACACAUAUACGAACACGUAUUUUCUUUUACGGUUUUCAGUCAUUUAACUGUUACUAUAGUAGGACAUCUCCUGCAAGAAUUUAGUCGACUCGGUGAUUUUAUCGAACUCUGUCCAACUGUUAUGUUACUGGAUAUAAUAUACAAAAAUAAGCACCUGUUCUCAGACCGGUCUACUGAUUACUCUCUCUUUUUCUCCCGUCCUCUCUCUCUCUUCCACACACAUAUGACGUCUAAAAUAGCGAAUUAAACAUUAACAAGACGUACAUGCAUUCAUUAUACGUACUAAACACAUAUAUACAUAGACUCAUAUUAAAUAGUCGACAAAACAAGAUACGUACUUUUCUUAAUUUGCUCCCCUCAUAAACGCAUAUGAGUGCAUAUACGCACGCAUACAUCGUAUGCGUUUAUGGACACAACUAUACAUAAAACCCUCCACAUACAUUCACCACAUAGUUACGCAUGCACAUAUAUAUGUAUGUACUUAUGUAGGUUCACGCACUUCUCAACUCACGCUCCUGUGUAGAUAUGCAUACAAGUUUAUACAUACAAUAAAUAUCUAUACAGACGAAUCUUAAGCACACAUAGAUAUACUUACUGCCAUAAAGUACGUAUAUAAUACUCUAACUUUUGAUGAACAAGAUAUUUGUAUUACUAAUAUAUAACAUACGAGUAGGACAUGGUAAAUUGCUACGUAUUUUAAAUAUGCGUAUGUAUGUUUAUAUAUAUAAACAUACAUAUAUAUAGAACUUAUAUACACACAUUCACAUAUUAACGCACACAUGUAUGCAAACCAUGUAAACAUACACAGUUAUUUUGAUAUAAACCUCCUCUUUCUUUCUCAUCACACAUACAUGUAUAUAUAUAAUUAUACCACUUGCGAGCAACUGAAAACAUUUUUAACAUUUACAUUAAGCACAUCUCGAAACAACGCACACAAAAGCCAAAAGUUUAUGGAGGAAUGGAGAGCUAUGCAUCUCCACAAAAUAAAAGAUGGGUGCUUACAAUGUUUUAAAUCAUGAAUAUAAAUAAGUAUAUAUAUAUAUAUAUUAAUUUAAAAACACAACUAUGCAGAUACACUUUUGUAAAUACGCACACACAUAUAGGUAUAUUACACACGCAUAAUUAUACCCACUAGAAAGCAACUGCAAACUUUUUUUGAACACAUCAACAUUUAACACGACACACAACUCAUUUUACACACACAGCACAAACACAAAACACACAUCCCAGUCACACACUACAUAUCUACACACAUAACACAACACAAAAGCCGACAGUUUUAUACAGAAAGAAGGACGGUGAGCUGCUAUCGUUCUUGUUUAACACUACCUUCUAUCUCCAACUUUGUGUGUUGUUUUGUCUCGUUACCUCCGCUCACCCCGUCACCCAUAUCUAUUUAUCUCGCCACAUAACUCAUCAUCAUCAUCAUCGUUAUUUCAAACACCGCCUCUGUCUCAUCUGCAAUUGUCGUCGUUUGUUUACAAAUUUGGAUAACUUUAAAAUAAACAACAAACAAAACUUGUAAACCAACAAACAAGCUGGAAAAUGUUGGUAAGAAACGUAAAACUGGUCUUCUUAGGGGAUAGAGGAGUUGGCAAAAGUAGCAUGCUCUUCCGUAUGACACUUGAACAUUUUACUGGUUCCAUAGACACAAAUUUAGGUUCUAGUUUCUUAUCAAAAUCAAUCCAGUUAGAUGGUACUACAUACAAGUUCCAGAUAUGGGACACUCCAGGACAAGAAGGACUCCUUACCAAUUAUUCCAGCCAAAUGCACGGUGCCUCUGCUAUUGUUAUUGUGUACGAUGUUACAAAUAAGAAUUCUUUUGCAAAUGCUACAACCAGCUGGUGGAAGAAGGUCCAGAAACAUGGCAGUGCCAAUUUAGUAGUGGCAUUGGUUGGCAACAAAUGUGAUCUAGAAGCUAGUAGAAAGGUCAAAACAACAGAUGGAAAGUCGUUUGCUGACAGCAAUGGUGCAGUGUUUGUUGAAACAAGUGCAUUAACUUCCACAAAUUUAGUUUUUUUACUUCAGGAAAUUGCUCAAAAGUUACCUCCAACUUCAUGUGAAGAAGUAGAAGCUGGCAAUGACUCUUCUUCGAAGCCUGUAUCUGACUCAACCAGCAAAACAUCAAAGAAAAGUGGUUGCAAUCUAUCCUGACCAUUACAUCUGUUGUUACUAUCACAGCCUUAACUGCGACAAUCACCUAUUUACUCUGAUCAACUCCCUGGCUCAAAUCAUCCUGCAGCUGAUUGUAUCUCAUCAACUUUGCAUCUUAUGUUGUUAUGUGAAAGGUGAAGGGGGUGUACUUUUGUCAUUUAUUUGUU